GCAUAGCCAAAAGGGGAGACAAUUAGGAAAAUAGUUUGUUGAUGAAAACAAAACAUGGAUCCACUAUUUCUCGCAUACAGCUAUUUUAGGCGAAGAAAGUACCAGAAAUGUGUUGAUAUUUGUACGCAACUCCUUGAGAAGAAUCCUUAUGAUCAGGCAUCAUGGACAUUGAAGACACGGGCACUGACAGGUCAGGUGUAUGUAGACGAGGUGGAUGUGGAUGAAGAGGGAAUUGCAGAGAUGUUGAUGGAUGACAAUGUUAUAGCAAGUGUCACACGACCAGGGACAUCACUACGUGGAGUCAAACCAGGGACUGGCCAGGGAGCACCAAGUCAGGGUGUCAGGCCUACGAGUCAAUCUGGUCGUCCUUUGAGUGGAUUUGUCCGCCCUGGUACCCAAUCGGGUCGCCCUGGCACCAUGGAACAGGCCAUUCGAACCCCUCGUACGGCUCACACAGCCAGACCUGUCACUAGUGCUUCGGGAAGAUAUGUCAGACUGGGAACAGCAUCCAUGUUGUCCAAUGCUGAUGGUCCGUUCAUCAACCUGGCUCGACUCAACUUUAACAAAUAUGCCUCAAGACAAAACUUGGCGAAGGCUCUCUUUGAAUAUAUUUUCCAUCAUGAAAACGAUGUGAGAAAUGCCCUGGAGCUGGCUGCUCUAGCUACAGAAUCCUGUCAGUACAAGGACUGGUGGUGGAAGGUCCAGCUAGCCAAGUGCUACUACAGGCUGGGAAUGUAUCGAGAUGCAGAGAAGCAGCUGAAAUCAGCCUUGAAGCAGGACGAGAUGGUUGACAGCUUCUUAUACCUGAGUAAGGUAUACAUUAGGCUGGACCAGCCCCUCACUGCAGUGGAUACAUACAAGUCGGCACUGGAAAAGUUUCCGGGAGAGACCAGUCUCCUCACCGGCAUUGCCAGGAUUUAUGAAGGUUUGAAUGAAAUGGACAAUGCUGUAAAGUUCUACAAGGAGGUAUUACACUUUGACAACAUGCAUGUUGAAGCUGUUGCCUGUAUAGGAACAAAUCACUUCUACACAGACCAGCCAGAGGUGGCACUCAAGUUCUACAGACGGUUACUACAGAUGGGGGUAUUCAACGCGGAACUCUACAACAAUCUGGGGUUGUGCUGCUUCUAUGCCCAGCAGUAUGACAUGACACUCACAUGUUUUGAACGAGCACUCUCAUUGGCUGAUGACCAGACACUUGGGGAUAUUUGGUUCAACAUCGGUCAUGUGGCACUGGGUAUCGGUGACAUGAACCUGGCCUACCAGUGUUUCCGGAUGGCUCUCGCCAGCAACAAUGACCAUGCUGAGGCUUACAACAACCUGGGUGUUCUGGAACUCCGACGUGGACACAUAGAGCAGGCCCGGGCAUUCUUCCAAGCAGCAUUUGUUCUGGCACCCCACAUGUACGAGCCCCACUACAACUUUGCUGCUCUAGCAGACCAGCUUGGUGACCUUCAGAGCAGCUACAACGCCGCCAAGCGAGCCGUGGACGCCUUUGCCAACCACACCGACAGCAAAGAGCUCCUGAAGCAGCUGAAGCAACACUUCUCUCUCCUGUGAUCAAAACUCUCAUCUGUGAUCAGCUCUCUGUCUUCUGUGACUGGAUGUCUCUAUCCAGUGGUCUCUCUAUCCUGUAAUUAGAGGAUGGCUCAAUGUUUCAAUGAACUUAGUGGAUAAGGUGUUUGCUUUUCAUUCAGAAGGCCUGGGUUUGGUUCUAGGGUUAGGUGACAUUUUAGGAAAUGCAAAAUGUAUUUGACCAGCACUGGCCCAGUGUCUUCUAGAAUAUCAAACUCAAACAGGUCUCAGAUGGUCCCAGAUAAGUCAAGCACUGUGAUGGGGAACACCAGAAAGGCUCCUCACUCUGUGACCUGUGUCUGUUGUUUGUUCUCACACAGCAGGGACCAAUUCUAUAGCUGAUUCAUCCUGGCCGAUUUGGACUUAACUACAUAUCACUUAACUUCAUAAAUCUUUUAUUUGACAUUUACAAACUAGUAGUUGGUUAAUCUUAAGCAUAGAUUAAAAGCUAUGAAAUGAAUAGGCAUGUCUCCUGCAAUCUGAUUGGUCAAAGACAUUAGAUAAUAUUGGAUCCAUGGAAACCUUUCAGACUUUUUGUUUUACAUGAAUACCUGUCUUCAUAAGUAUGUAUUUUUUUUAAUCCAAAAGUUAGAGAAAAAUUAACAUACUAUUUGGAAUGUGAAGACACACUGACUUUUAUCACUGGUAUUUAUCAGAACUACUUUGGUUCCAAAUGAAAUUUCCCAGCACCAACUACCUAACAUGCUUACAUUAGGUAUGUAUUACUGUACACAUUAUUCUGAUGACAUGGUAUCCAGCUUAACUUGUUCACUGCUGUAGGUGAGGUGUCUGUGUUCCAUCCACUGUGUUGCAUACUGAACUAUCUCGUCAUCUCUACAUCCUCCAUUCCAGUACUGUCCGUCCAGAUGGCAAUACAUCCUUGUCUGUUUGUGAAAUAUUGUCUGUGAUAUGUUUAUAUGAAAUGAAUCCUGUAGAAAUAAAAACUAAUUAAAUAGA
Molecule: messenger RNA, 2532 nt
Organism: Haliotis rubra (blacklip abalone)
Lineage: Eukaryota; Metazoa; Mollusca; Gastropoda; Lepetellida; Haliotidae
Product: tetratricopeptide repeat protein 8-like
Exons: 11
Coding region: 55-1560 (501 amino acids)
Biological process (GO): non-motile cilium assembly
Cellular component (GO): BBSome; non-motile cilium; ciliary basal body
Molecular function (GO): protein binding
Source: RefSeq, a predicted model, not a curated record